Messenger RNA from Drepanopeziza brunnea f. sp. 'multigermtubi' MB_m1, 4203 nucleotides. RefSeq lists its product as uncharacterized. Gene Ontology annotation, cellular component: nuclear pore outer ring. The record is from RefSeq and is a predicted model, not a curated record. Lineage: Eukaryota; Fungi; Ascomycota; Leotiomycetes; Helotiales; Drepanopezizaceae. Gene Ontology annotation, molecular function: structural constituent of nuclear pore; protein binding. Gene Ontology annotation, biological process: protein import into nucleus; poly(A)+ mRNA export from nucleus; transcription-dependent tethering of RNA polymerase II gene DNA at nuclear periphery.
AUGUUCUCUCCUCAGCCAAACGGGGCCCCGGCGACGUUGACGAGAACCACGAAGCGGCGCCUCAGAGCAAAUGGAGGCGACAGUAUUAAUGGACCGAAGACGAAGAAAGCGAGAAUGACGGUCAGCGAUGAAACCUUCAUUCCUCCUGAUCCCGCGCCAGAAAUGGAAGAGACAAGAAACCACAAGGUCGCAGCACUUCCUCGACCGGACAAUUCAAGGGACUCAGCACCUGGCGCGCAACGGGACAUGGCAUUGAGAGGUGGGCGGCCUUUGCGGUCUACGGAACGAGUUAGUAAAGGAGAUGGAACCAGUGUGCUUACUACGAACGAUACAUAUACCGUCAGCAGGCUUCCCGCCCUGCCAGAUGUACUCAGACUGGAUGCUACAGUUCAUCAGCAUGGAUCAUUCGACCCGGACACCGGUUACGCCCUAGCUCUCACACAUACGCAAGCAAUCGUCUGGCCCUACGCGGUCAGCUCACAGUCCCCCGAAAGUCAUGUAUUUACUUUACCGCACCCUUCAAAGCAUGUCACAGACCCGCUGCCCCUAGGAUCCCUUGUUUCGCCUCCAGCUUCAUCUACCGACCCCGGUCUGGUGGUAGUCAUUCCCUCCAGCGGCAAGAUUACAUAUUGGGAGUCUGCUGCUGCCGCUGCCACCUUAGACCUACGGAUGAAGCGUAACGGUGUCGAAUCAUCAAUCCCAGGGAUGAUUUCAGGAGAGAUUGUCAUCCAAAUUGUCAACGCCGAAUCAGCUGGCUUUUUGCUCGCGUUCAGUACUGGUAGGAUUGCAUACAUGAGCGUCAGAGAUGGGCAAGGGAGAGCAGCUAUAUCGGUCCAAUUUCUUCGAAGUGGUAGCGGAAUUCUCGGCGGUGGGUUAUUUGGCAGCUUACGAAAUGUUCUAUCUAGCUCUGCUCUGCGGGGAGAUAUUGCCGCCGUCAGAGCUGCACGCCCCGAGAGAGUUGGGGAGCGAAGCGUCGUUCUGGCGACGACGAAGGGAAAAAUACAGUCUUGGAAUAUACAUCGAGGUGGCCACGCGACCGUCAUUGGGGAAGCCGAAAGUAGGGAGGCGAUCGUAACGUCGAUCAAGGCUACCAGUCCGGUACUCAGUGAUCUCCUUGUCGAAUGUUUCGAAAUCCAUGACUUUACCUUUACGCCCAAGACAAACGCCCAAUCGCAGCUGAGCGAUCACACUGAUGGCGUGGAUCUUCUGGUGUUAGUGUCCAUGGCGCAAAGAGAUAGCUCACACUACUUUCUCGUAGAAGUUGUGCUGAAGCAGGAUGGCUUGGUCGUUGCAAGCACCCGUCCUGUCACGUCUUAUACAACCCCCGUUAGCCGAUAUGCAACCUCGAAACCUCGACUAUUCUUGCCUUACCCGGCCAUUAUUGCAUAUGUCGUAUUCGAUCGUGCUAUUGUUGUUAUUUCAAUGGCAAAGCAACCGGACUCCCCCGACUUGCAGCUUCGGUCGGAAAGUCAUAUCCAACCACCGUCUUUCGAGGAUGUGAUAGAUUUUCGGCAAGAGAUGAACGUCGAAAUUGUCGGCUCUAAUAUGGAAGAGCUGCACCGACCAUCAAAUACCACCGACGAUCUCAAGUCUCGUCGCCACAAAGUCAAAAACCCAGCAGCCAUUCUUCUUGUUCGAGGUGGGGGCGUUCUGCGUGUCGCAGCUACCGACCUUGUCAAGCUGUCUUCGUCUGAUGCGCAGCAAGUGACAGCUAAGAGCAAAAUUGAACAGGCCGUGUUUUUCGGGAAUCUAGAGCAGAACCCGUUAAGCUUCACGGCACGACCUGAGCUACAGUUUACAUCAGAAGAAAUUGGCGCAGCUGCUUUGGAGUUGAGCCAGCAGAUUCUGAAGUCCGAAUCUCCACAUAUCAAGGAUAAUCUAGCAGUCGAUAAGAAUCUCAAGCUUCGAACUACUUCUUUGCGAGACCUCGCGAAGUAUGUCAAAGCCUGUGGAGCCUCUCUGGAUAGGAUCACGAAAUGGAGGCUACUUUGGGAUGCCGAAAAAAUUGCCGCCGCAACAGUCAUAUGGAAACAUUUCGAUGCUUCCAUCAGAGAUAAGCCGGAAGGCAAGAAGCGGGGCCUUAUGAACGAGAUCGUAGAGUAUAUCCAUGAAAAUUACAAGACCGAGCCCAUAGAGGAAGCUGGUGAGCUUGAUCGUGUCCGCCAUUGGUUCAUCAAAGACAUAUGGAAUCUUGAGAUGGCAUUCCCAUGGGCUUUCCAGGUCAUGAAAAUAACCUUUCAAGAUGGCCAAAAAGACCAUGCUUUUGUGAUGAACAUGGUCAGCGAAGCCAAUGACAUUCUCGUUGGCGGGCUUCAAGCUGCAUUCGACUUUCGGGCCGCUAAUCUCGACCUGUACAGCCUUGGGAAGGAAAAGCUUGAGCACGGAAUUUUGAAGGCGGGUUAUGAGGAGAUGCAGAACAGUAUCUGGACCUCGACACAUCUCAUUGCGGAGAGUCUGAGAAAGCAAACGGAGCUUGCUGGAGUGCUUCUAUCAGAGCUCUGGGAUAGACCUCUUGUACCGGGGGGGCCAGAUAACGACCUCUUAAAGAAAACCCGUGACGAGUUUCCAGCUCUACUUGAUAUCACCAUUCGAUCUAAUCUCGAACGCGUGAGAUGGGGCUCUUCACAGGAAGAUAAAAAGUGGCAAGAGCAAGCGAAUCAAACUAUGAUGGCGCUUCAAUCCGAAAUAGUGGGCAAGCAGAUUGGAAUCAUGGCCGCCGACCUCGCACUAGCAGACGAGUCUAUGGUUUUGGCUGAGAAGCAUGAGCUUCUUAAUGUUCUUGCGAAAGUGCUACAUUACGAACUCAUGUUUAGCCUGGGGAAGCUGCGCGAACCUGGUCUCGAUGACGAAGAACUAAGUCAUUGGAACAGUCGUUCAAGGUAUCUCCAAAAGGGAGCCGAACGCUGGUUUUCUAGAUUUGGUGGGAGAUGGGCGGAGGCUUUGUUUGAGCAUGAGAUAAGCGUCGGAUCGAUGGCAGAAUUGCUGGACAACUGGAAAGACCAACAGCAUUACUUGACCACAUUCCUCCGCAGCAAGCCAGAAUAUGCAAAGAUAUCUUGGAUUAACGACAUCACCAAGGAAGAAGAUUUUGGGAAUGCUUCGGCGACUCUCCUUGAUCUUGGUCUCAUUCGCGAAUCGGAACAAUGGAGCAAAAAAGUCGAGUUGAGUAUGGGCAAAAUGGCAUUCUUGGCAAGCCGGGCCCGUAGCCCUAAGGACAAGCCUUUGACACCCGACGAGAGUAAAAUCAAGUUUGCUAAGGUUCAUAAUCAGCUCGGGCUGAUCAAGAUCCAAGAACAAGUCUACGAAGUAGUCCGUCCUUCCAUUGAAAUGGCCAUCGACGAAAAUGCAGAAUUGCAACUAGCACUUGAAUCCCACGGCAACAAGGCUUUGCGGGAGCAACCAGUGUUUACACGACUCCUGGCUGACAGUAUGGAACUCCUUAUCAAGCAUGAGGCUAUGGAUGCCGCAAAGCUUAUUGAUCUUUUGACGCUCAUUGGCGACCAUCAAGCCGAAACUUACGCAGAUGACAUCUUCCAGACUCAGCGAUUCUACCUUGCACUCCAAGCUUCCCGCUAUGGGACCUCUAGUAAGGAUGAUCGACACCUUAAGCAACGAAUUAUUUGGAGACGUUGCAUGCUGGCGGACAAGUGGUCCCUGAUCAACAACACAACUCAGAAGGAUGACAAGCAAGUUCAGGAACUGGAAUCUUCCACCAUAUUGUACCAGACAUUCAAAGCUUGCUUCAAGAAUCGUCUAUUUGACAAAAACACAAACGUCAAGGCGAUGAACCCUCGUGAAAUCUUGGUAGCAGGCACUGAGGAGCUUGAGGAUCGGUUCACCAGCAGUGAUGCCAGCACCCAGGAAAGUAUCCUCAAAGACAUGCAACUGGAAGAAGACUUCCUGGAGCUGCUCAUGGAGAAACACCGACUGGAGAAAUGGUACGAAACUAUCUACGACCGAGCAGAGCGGGAGUACGAGGAGGCGCUUGCGGAUGAAACAGAAGAUGGUAAUAAGAUGCAGGAAGCAGCCUUCAUGCUUGACAGCAAGGAAAGAGAACUCAAGCGGAGAGAGGAGGAAAAAUCCGAUGGCUUGUUACACUCGAAGCCACGUUUCAAGCCCAAGACGAAGUUGAAUGGGAGGAGUAUCGGCGAACUGGGACAACGAGCGCGGGCAUAUGGGAGCGAGCAGGGGAAACACGGAUAG